Molecule: messenger RNA, 4731 nt
Organism: Thamnophis elegans (Western terrestrial garter snake)
Lineage: Eukaryota; Metazoa; Chordata; Lepidosauria; Squamata; Natricidae
Product: macrophage mannose receptor 1-like
Exons: 30
Coding region: 31-4344 (1437 amino acids)
Molecular function (GO): signaling receptor activity
Source: RefSeq, a predicted model, not a curated record
GUAGUUUUGGGGAAUGUUUUAUUGUUUAUAAUGCCUACAUUAUUUUUGUUUCUUAAUCUUUCAUUUCUCAUUCAGCCAGUUUUUCAAAUAUCAGACAAUGACAUUUUUAUGAUGUACAAUGAAAAUCUUGAUCGUUGCCUAAAACUUCAAGAAUCUCGUUCCUUCACCUUCGACAUCUGCAACAAGUUUAAUGAAUGGCAAAAUUUUAAGUGGGUAUCCGAUCAUCAGUUAUUGAAUAUGGCCGUGAAGUUAUGCCUGAGUGUACCUUCAAAAUCAAACAUGGUUCCAGUUACACUGUCACGGUGCAACAAAACCACUGAAUUACAGAAAUGGGAAUGCAGAAAUGACACUCUAUUUGCCCUUGUAAAUCAAGAACUGUUUUUAAAUCCUGCUAAUGGACGUGAGAAUGGGGUUAUACUAUCCAAAAAACCCUCCACAAAAAGUGUUUGGAAGAUCUAUGGAACAAAGAAGAGCUUGUGUGCCCAGAAAUAUGAAGCUCUAUUCACUAUAGAAGGCAAUUCCUUGGGAGCACCUUGUGUGUUUCCUUUUAAGUAUAUGAAUAAAUGGCAUGCUAAAUGCAUAGUUGAUGAUGAUGAACACAAACGGUUUUGGUGUGGAACAACUCCAGAUGUGGACGAAGACUCUUUAACUGGAUAUUGCCCAGUAAAAGAUGAAAAAGAUAACUUUUUCUGGGUCAAAAAUCACUGGACAGGAGAUUUCUACCAGAUCAAUUCCCUUUCAGCUCUAACAUGGGAUCAAGCAAGAAAAAGUUGUUGGCAACAAAAUUCAGAAUUAUUAAGCAUCAACGAACUAUAUGAACAAGCAUAUUUGACAGGAUUAGCAAAUAACUUUGAUGCCAACUAUUGGAUAGGCUUGAAUAAUCCAGAUUUUGACAAUGGAUGGCAGUGGAGUGAUCACCAACCUUUAAGAUAUUUAAACUGGGCUUCAGGUAGCCCUUCUUCAGAAACAGGAAAAAACUGUGGAUUAUUGCAGAGUGGUAAUGGCAAAUGGGCAAAUAAUCUGUGUGAACAGAAAUGUGGAUACAUCUGUAAAAGAAUGAACUCUUCAUCUGGACCUUCUUCAGAUGAUCUUAAACCAAUUAAAUGUCCAGAUGGCUGGGUUGGAUAUGGAAAGCACUGUUACCGUCUGAAUAGAGAUCGCAAAACAUGGAAAGAUGCCUCAGACUCCUGCCAAAAGGAUGGCGGACAUUUACUAAGUAUACAUGAUAUUGAGGAAUACAGCUUUGUUUUUUCUCAGCUUGGCUAUGAAUCAACAGAUAAUUUGUGGAUAGGCCUAAAUGAUAAGAAAACUUUUUCAUAUUUUGAGUGGAGUGAUGGUACUACAGUGAGAUUCAUCAAAUGGCAGAAAGGAGAACCCACACUUAUAAGCAAUGUACAGGAAGACUGUGUCAUCAUGACUGGGAAGAAUGGAUACAUGGCGGAUUAUUUCUGUGAAGAGGAAUUAGGAUACAUCUGUAAAAAAGAACCUUCAGAAUUUCUUUCUGGAACAGAUGAAGUUGCUGAUCCAAAGUGCCAGAAAGGCUGGAAAAGGUAUGGUUUCUAUUGUUACUUAAUUGGAGGGACAUCUGGAACAUUUUCAGAAGCAAAGACAUCUUGUGAAUCUAAACAAGGAUUUCUGAUCUCUGUGGAGAAUAGAUUUGAGCAAGCCUUCCUGACUACACAAAUUGGACAUCGUCCUGAAAAAUAUUUUUGGAUUGGCCUUUCAGAUGUAGUGAAUCCGGGGACUUUCAACUGGACCAAUGGAGAUCCCAUUCAGUUCACUCACUGGAAUGCAAAAAUGCCUGGCCCAAAUCCUGGCUGUGUUGCCAUGAGAACGGGAGAUGCUGCUGGACUGUGGGAUGUUGUCAAUUGUGAGGAGACGGCCACGUUCCUUUGCAAACAAUUGGCUGAAGGGGUGACACCUCCUCCAAUCCCAGAACCAACACCCCCUCCCCCAUGUCCUGAAGGAUGGACUGCAAGUCUAACAAGGAAUGUCUGCUUCAAGGCUUAUAUAAAGAAGAAAGCUGAAAGAAAAUCUUGGUAUGAGGCAUAUGACUUUUGUAAAUCAAUUGGAGGAGACCUGGGUUAUUUUAAUAGUAAGACAGAGGAACGCUUAUUAAACCAAUUAUCAGAACCAGAAGGCUGGAAUGAUUUAAGCGCAAAUUUAAACGGUGCAAAUUUAACUUGGAUUGAUGGAACUUUGGUAUACACAUAUGUACCAUUUCAUUGGAUUUCAGAAAAUGAAUAUGAUGAAAGAUGCAAAAUAAUAUGGGGAGAAACUGGAUCCUGGUCACCGUUUCCAUGUCAUGGGUUAUUGAAUUGGAUUUGUCAAAUUACAAGAGGUACACCCUUGAAUCCAGAAGCAAGCAACAACUUCGAAAAUUCUUUUACAAGAAUUGAAGAUGGCUGGAUUGAAUAUGGAAACAAUGAAUAUUAUUUCAGUAAUACAACAAUGCCUGCAGAAAAAGCCAGGAAGUUCUGCAAACAACAUGGUGGCGAUCUUACCAUCAUUGAGAGUAAAGAAGAAAAAAUAUUUUUGUGGAAAUAUGCUGUCACCUAUGGAAUUCAUUCUAAUUCCUAUAUUGGUUUAAUUUUGAGUUUUGACAAAAAAUUCGGCUGGAUGGAUGGAACUUCAGUGACAUAUGAAGCCUGGUCCCCUGGUGAACCCAACUUUGACAAUGAAGAUGAACACUGUGUAAUUAUGCAUUAUAAAACAGGUUUAUGGCACGAUAUAAACUGUGGUCAUGAGAAAAGCUUCAUCUGCGAGAGACACAAUAACUCUAUCCGGACAACUGCAGCACCCACAUUACCCUCAACACCAAAAGGGUGCAGUGAAGGCUGGCUUUGGUUUAAUGAAAAGUGCUUUCAAAUAUUUGGCUUCAAAGAAGAGGAGAUGAAAAACUGGACCGAUGCACGUGAUCACUGCAAAAACCUAGGAGGAAACCUAGCUUCUAUACCAAACAAAGCUGUUCAAGCUUUUCUCACAGUAAAUUUAAAAAGUGCUGCAGGUGAUACUUGGAUUGGAUUCAUUGACAAGAGUUCACAUUUCCUCUGGACUGAUGGGAGUGGAGUCUAUUUUACAAAUUGGGCUAAAGGAUCACCCCGUUUAACCAAUGGUCGUUGCGUUUUUAUGCUGAGAAAGCCUGAAAGGUUUGCAGGACAUUGGAGAGUUGGAUCCUGUUCUUCUAAGCGGAGCUACAUCUGCCAAAAAAACACUGGUCCUGAACCUUACUCUGAACCAACAGUUCCAGCAUCUCACUAUAUCAGUUAUGGAAAUAGCAGCUAUUCUAUGGUUAGUACCAAGAUGACCUGGGAAGAAGCAAGAAAGAAAUGUGAAUCUGAAAAUGCAAAACUUGCCACCAUUGUAGACCCCUAUGCAGAAUCAUUCAUAUGGCUGCAAGCGCUCCAACAUAAAGAGCCUCUAUGGAUUGGACUAAGCAGCAAAGAGAGUGAUGCUAGGUACAAGUGGAUUAGUAACUGGAGGCUAGCGUACACUAACUGGGCUGCCGAAGAACCAUUGCAUAAGGUAGCCUGUGUCUACCUAGACACUGAGGGUUAUUGGAAAACAGGAAAUUGCAGUGAAAAAUAUUUGUCUGUUUGCGAGAGAUAUUAUGGUGUAGUGCCAACUGAGAUUCCACAGUUGCCAGGAAAAUGCCAAACCUCCAAAAACAGCCGUAUAUCUUGGAUACCUUUUAGAGGUCAUUGCUAUAAAGUUUAUGUUUUAAAGAGAUCUUGGCCAGCAGCAGUUCUGAUGUGUACUCAGAUAGGUGGUGCCUUGACUUCAGUUGAAGAUUCAGAUGAAUUACAAUUUUUACAGGAACAAAUGGGAAAACUUGAAUAUACAGAUUUUUGGAUAGGCUUGUUCAAAAAUAUGGAUGGAGAAUGGUUAUGGCAAGAUAACAAUGAAGUUGCUUUUGUCAACUGGAAUGAAUCAGAAUUAAAAUCUCUACAGUCUGAUAGUGAAGAGGACAGAGCAGAUCUUAACAAGUGCAUUUACAUGAAUAGUGAUUCUGGGAAAUGGUUCGUCGGGCACUGCCAUUAUUAUGAAAUGAGAUCAUUUAUUUGUAAAAGAAACAAAAUUAUUGAAGAAUCAACUCUAAAGUCUACAGCAAUAUCAGGGCAGAAAGGAGUGGCACCUCUACCAACACAUGGCACAACUGUGAUGAUAGUUAUCCCAAUUAUCUUCAUAGUCAUAGGUGCAGGAAUCGCGGCCUAUAUUUUCUAUAGAAGAAGAAACAGAGCACAACAAGUCUCUGCUGGAUUUGACCAUUCUUUGUAUAGUGACAAUGUGGUUACUCUUCAUAAGGAUUCACAACCUCUUGUAGACAACGAAGAAUUAAAUUAACAUGGCACAGUUGUGAUAAAAGUUAUCCCAGUUAUCUUCAUAUGCAUCGGUACGAUACAGCAUUUGCAUUCUAUAUUUUCUACAAAAAAAGAAAUAGACCACAUGUCUCUGCUGGAUUUGACAAUUAUUUGUAAAGUGACAACAUUAUUAUUCUUCAUAAUGAUUCAUAAUCUCUUAUACAGAACAAAUAAUUAAAUUAACAAAUACUGCUGACAGUAUCCCAUUGGAUACUAUACAUUCAAAAUUAAAUGUUUUGGAUUACACUGUUUAUAAUUUUUUACAGUGCGGUAUUUGAAAAAGUUUAGAUCCUAUCACAACAGGCAUAGGCCAGACCAGGGGUGGGUUCCUGCCAAUUCUAACCUCUUCUAUAGAAGAGGUUCCACAAUC